Messenger RNA from Amblyraja radiata (thorny skate), 1293 nucleotides. Its product is annotated as myeloid cell surface antigen CD33-like. The transcript has 8 exons. Gene Ontology annotation, cellular component: plasma membrane. Lineage: Eukaryota; Metazoa; Chordata; Chondrichthyes; Rajiformes; Rajidae. Gene Ontology annotation, molecular function: sialic acid binding. The record is from RefSeq and is a predicted model, not a curated record. The coding region runs from base 241 to 1293 and encodes 350 amino acids. Gene Ontology annotation, biological process: cell adhesion.
UGUUGACGUUCAAAGACAUUGCUGGCUAUUUUUCCAUGGAAGAGUUUGAAGAAAUAAGUGACUGGGUGAAGGUCCAUUAUAAGAACAUGAAGCAGAAUUAUGAAGCCGUGCUUGCCAUUGGGUGACGGCCGCUGAGGACGAGGACACUGGCUCCCUGAGUGUUUGUCAGUCGAUACUCGACCAGCGGACAGAACCCAGACCGGGAGAUCGGGUAACUGACGGGAUAUCUGGGAUCAGACAAUGAUCGGGAGAUCAUUCUUCCUCCUCUCCCUUCUCCAAGCCGUGAUGUCGGGAGAGUGGAGUGCGGACAAUCCCAGAGCUGUGACAGCGCAGAAUGGUUUGUGUGCACGGAUUCCGUGUCACUACAGAUACCCGUCGAUCCUGAACAAUGAUCCACGGACUGGAAUCUGGUUUAACAGUGAGUCGCACAAGGGUCCUCUAGCCUUCCACUCCGGGGAUCACAGUCUAGAAUCAACAAAGUUUCAGCAUCGGACCCGGCUGUCAGGAAUCCUGAAAGACAACGACUGUUCCCUGGUUAUAGACAACGUCACACAGCAAGAUGCAGGUCCUUAUUUUUUCAGAGUUGAAUUCGGAGGGGUAAACCUUUGCAACUACCACCCUGUAACACAGCUCAGUGUUGCUGAUUUCACAGAUAAACCCACGAUAUUCCCUGCUGAAUUGGUGGCAGGAAAGCCUGUGAACAUGACCUGCUCCUUCAGCACCACGUGUAAUGGAACGGCCCCCGCCUUAACCUGGGUCACCCACGCUGAUGAACCACCGUCAGCCUCACACAGCGUAACUCAGCAGGGUGACACUCUGACAUAUACUUCUGUUCUGUCCCUGACCCCAGCGCUCAAACAUCACGGGCAAAACCUCACCUGCAGAGUCACAUACCCAACUGUGUCAUCGGAGCAGACCCUCACACUGACUGUGGAAUAUAAAAGCUUCAGUAUUUGGAAGGCAGUUUUGCUCACAGCAGGGAUAAUACUGAUGGCUGUGCUAGCUGGAUUCAUCAUCUACAAGUAUAUACUGCGGAGGGAAGAUGCUUCAGGAAACCAAGACACCAAUGUGAUCUACUGCCCACACUCUGCCACCAAUCAGAGCGCGGGGAGUGGAGAGAACGGGCCGGCCCCAGUGGAGCUGAAAGGAGGAGGGGAAUCGGGAGAGGGGGAAGAACAAGCGGUCGUGUACGCCAACCUGCGGGAGGUGCUGAGCAGCGGAGACACCGGGCACAGUGACGAGGGGUUGGAAUACGCAGAGCUCUGGUUCCACUCCAAGCAGGGGAAGGGGUAG